AUGCCCAACCGACUCCCACGUCAUGUGAUGGACCGUAUCCUCCAGCUUCUCGAACCACUCGACAUCCUACGAUGUGCGGCCGUCUGUAGAUAUUGGAAUGAUAUGAUUCAUAAAUCCGUCUAUAUCCAAUUAAAACUUCGUCAGUCUUUACACCAAUCUCAGCUUUACGACGGUGAACGAAGCUUUCCUCCGGGGGAACGACUUCGUAGACUCAUUACCAGAGAAACCAAUUUAGAUUUGUUAAGACCCAGAAUUAAGCAAUUCAACUUACCUGUCGACCAAGUGUUACACACUGUAGCUGGGAAAUACGUCAUCACGCAACCGUUGGAACAGAUGGAUAGACCUGAUCCAUCAGAAGAUGGAGAUGGUAAAUAUACCUUGUGUACUAUAUGGUUAAACAAUCGUCCAAAAAAGGUAAAAGUCUCUUUCAAACCAUUUACGGAUCUUUUCGAUCUAGAUGUUCACCAGGAUGUGAUCAUCGUACAGGAAGAUGAGGGGCAUGCAUUCGAUAGAAAGACGAAUCUUAGAAUGAGAGUGUUACAUCUGUUUAACGAAAGUGAAGAUGCGACUCCACGUGAUAUAGAUGGAUUCAGAAUACAGGAAGAGGGCUGGGACGGUGAUGAACCUCAUAACAUCAGUUUGACAGUAGAUGGCAGAGUCAUGAUUUGGUGUAGUGGGAUCGUAUGGAUAUACGAUUGGAAAUCGGGUGAAAGAUUAGGUAGACUCCCACCGUCGAGCCCGGGGACAUGGGAAAGUAAUUUAGGUAUGGCAUGGGCUGGAAAGAAUAUCGUGUUGGGUCUAGAUAUGCCUCACGAUCCAACUGAUGAAGAGAUGGAACAUACAGAAGCAUACCUAGCAGUAUUCGAAGUAGACACCACCUAUCCAGGAACCAGUUCACUUCCUCUCUUAUUGGAAUUACCAUUCUGUACCGAUCUGCUCGACGACACAGUAAGGGAUAUACUGGACUUACCUGAUGAUGCUACUAUCAUCUCUCGAGGCCAAGAACACAUUCCAUUCCUCCAACGGGACGGCCCCUUUGGUUUGAUCCUUGUCGCUACCGAAUUCAUCAUCAAUGAAGAUGCAGUAUGGAGGUUGAUCAUCGUUAUGCCAACUAGUGAAUUGCAGAAAUUCCAAUUGCAGAAAGAAAGGAAGAUCCCUCCCCCGAAUGUCGCAUGGGGUAACGAAUGGGAUCCCUUCGCGGGACUGGACUGCAUACCGUAUUCGCAGUGGUCUGGACACGCUUAUACCUGGGCUGAGCCUGCCCGGUCACCUAAUUAUUAUCAAGGUUUUUACGAAGCUCAAAAUUCCCUUAGACUGUAUCAUCACAAUUAUACACUAAUGGAACUUCACGGCCUACUUCAUUUGACGGUAUUGGAUUUCAACCAGAAGAGAUUGAGAACUAUAGCAUGUGAUUUUGAAACCUUGGGCGGGUUGGGUCGAAUUGGUGAGAUUGAAACUCAGGCACAUGCAAGGGAUCGAAGAAGACCUAUCAGAUAUAAGCGUGACAUCAUCCGACCUAUCGAAAACGAUGGAGAUGGUAAUCUUGGAUGUGCAGAGAUAUCAGGCGAAUUCGUACUGAGUCAAAGAGGACCAGUGAACGUCCUUGUUUUCGACGGCGAGAGACUGUUCUUACAACAGCGCUCAAUCGGUAAAUGCUGGAUCCUGGAUUUCGGUGUGAGAGAGAUAGUGGGCGUAGCAGGUGAAGAACCUAGAACUGAAGGAGGUGAAAGUGAAUCUUCGCAGAGUUCCUUGAAUGAGGAGGACCCUUCGAGAGCUGGCGGGACGAACCCUCUAGGAGAUACUGAGAAUGAUAUAAUUCAAGGAGGUGGUGGAGGUUGA
Kwoniella mangroviensis CBS 8507 is the source of this 1839-nucleotide messenger RNA. RefSeq lists its product as uncharacterized. The coding region runs from base 1 to 1839 and encodes 612 amino acids. The transcript is spliced from 5 exons. The record is from RefSeq and is a predicted model, not a curated record. Gene Ontology annotation, molecular function: protein binding. NCBI's taxonomy places the organism in Eukaryota, Fungi, Basidiomycota, Tremellomycetes, Tremellales, Cryptococcaceae.